Messenger RNA from Babjeviella inositovora NRRL Y-12698, 894 nucleotides. It is a transcript of the gene PEP12, whose product is annotated as SNAP receptor. Gene Ontology annotation, molecular function: SNAP receptor activity; SNARE binding. Gene Ontology annotation, biological process: Golgi to vacuole transport; vesicle fusion; intracellular protein transport. The transcript has a single exon. Lineage: Eukaryota; Fungi; Ascomycota; Pichiomycetes; Serinales. The record is from RefSeq and is a predicted model, not a curated record. The coding region runs from base 15 to 797 and encodes 260 amino acids. Gene Ontology annotation, cellular component: membrane; endomembrane system; SNARE complex.
CGGCCCCUUUCCUUAUGACCACCCCAUAUACUGACACACCGGAGUUUGACACUGCUGCUUCUCAGAUCUCCAACUGCCUCUUUGAAAUCAACAACGACCUUGUGAGUUUGUCGCGGCAGAUCAAGAGCCUCGGUAAAGCUGAUUCCGGGGUCGACUCUGUAGCGUUUGAUGCUGCCAAAACGCGCACGGUGGCACUCAUUGGGCAGCUAAACGAUUCGUUCAAGGGCUUGCGCGACGCCACCAACGCACAGAAAGCGUUGAUCGAGGACUUAGAGGCUGGCGGAGUGGAACUCACCACAACCCAAUCUUUUACCAGGAAUAAGUUGAUGCGAGAGGUGAAGGCGUCGCUAGCGGAGUUUUCCAACCUCCAGAAAACGUACAACGAGGUUAACCUCCGGUUGAAUGAGGAGUCCCGUGUGGCAAUGGCCCAGACGGAAGAGGAAGAACCGCAAGAAUCGCAGCAGUUGAUUAUUGAACACGAACCGCUUAAUGCUGAGGAGUUGGAAUACCACCAGAAUCUCGUGGAGCAGAGGGAACGCGAGAUAGCGCAGAUCCAACAUGGAGUCGACGAGUUGAACGAGAUUUUUAGAGACUUGGGAACCAUUGUGACGGAGCAGGGGACGAUGGUGGAUAAUAUCGAGUCUAAUUUGUAUACUGUGGCAGAUGAGACACGGAUGGCUGGCAGGGAGCUUCACAAGGCGUUGCGGUACCAGCGGCGGUCGGGAGGGAGGUCAUGCUGCUUGUUGUUGAUUUUGAGUGUGGUUAUGGGCGUGGUUAUGUUGGCGAUGUUUGCCUAGUUUGGUCGUGUGACGCGAGGUCGGGUAUAACCAGCAUCCCCAUGACGAGCGAAAUGAGCUAUCUAUAGCUGAAAAGGCGUGCCAGGACUUGUUCCAC